UCUUUUUCUUCUCUCCUCCUCCUCCUCCUCUCCAAGAGCAGCACCCCGAGAAUCCAUCCAUCCAUCGAGCGCCUCGCCCUCCCUGCCAUUGCGCAUUCCGGGUGGCCGACCCGAAUCCCCCCUCGCCUCGCGAUCCAUCCAUCUCCUGUGGCGGCGCCCAGGAGCAGUAGGUGGUAAUCAUUCUUGGACCAGCAAGUCUGCCUCUAUCCUGGCACUAACUGCAAAGUGACUCUUAUAAGCAACCUUGUGUUCUCAUGGCUCAUUCUCAUGAGAUGACGAGUAGCAAACCUCCUGGUAUUCGAUUAUUUGGAGGCGUUACGGCAGUACGGACUUAUCAGGCACUUGUUUUGGUGCUUACGUUCAUUGCCUAUGCUUGCUUUCAUAUGACUAGGAAGAUACCAAGUAUUGUUAAAAGCGCGCUUGAUCCGCAGACAAAAUUGGGAUCCUCUCCAUGGGGACGACUGCACACAAAAAACACCCUUAACACUGGUUGGUUGCCGUUUAACACCGUUGACGGUUCAGCAUUGCUUGGUGAGAUAGAUGUGGCGUUUCUCGCGGUGUAUUCUGUUGGGAUGUUCUUUGCCGGGCAUCUUGGUGACCGCAUGGAUUUAAGGAUCUUUCUCUCAAUUGGCAUGUUCGGAACUGCUGUAUUCACUGCCCUCUUUGGUGCUGGAUAUUGGCUAAAUGUCCACAAUUUCUACUAUUUCCUGGUCAUUCAGAUGAUUGCCGGUUCGUUCCAAGCAAUUGGAUGGCCUUCGGUUGUUGCGGUUGUUGGAAACUGGUUUGGAAAGAGCAAGAGGGGAUUGAUUAUGGGCAUUUGGAAUGCACAUACUUCUGUCGGCAACAUAUCUGGUUCACUGCUGGCUGCAUUUCUACUGAAGUUUGGGUGGGGCUGGUCAUUUGCCAUCCCCAGCUUAAUCAUGGUUGUUGCUGGGUUGAUGGUGUUUAUUCUCUUACCAGUCAGUCCGGAGGUGAUGGAAAUAGACAUUGAUGAUGGGGAGGUAAAAUCUGUCAAAGAUACUACCAAAGAGCCCCUUCUGGAACCAGGACAAGAAGCGAAACACAGUGCAGUUGGUUUCUUACAGGCUUGGAAGAUUCCUGGAGUUGCACCCUUUGCUCUGUGCCUCUUCUUCUCCAAAUUGGUUGCAUACACCUUCUUGUAUUGGCUACCGUUCUACAUCAGCCAUACACCUAUUGGCGGUGAGUACCUCUCAGAUGCUUUGGCUGGCAGCUUAUCAACAGUCUUUGAUGUUGGAGGUGUGCUGGGAGGAGUCCUUGCUGGUCACAUCUCUGAUCGCUUAAAUGCACGAGCGAUUACAGCUGCCAGCUUCAUGUACUGCGCGAUACCUGCCCUCUUCUUAUACCGCACAUAUGGCAGCAUGUCGAUAAUGUGGAACAUUUGCCUCAUGUUCAUCACUGGGAUGUUCGUCAAUGGUCCUUACGCCCUAAUCACAACUGCGGUGUCAGCUGACCUUGGCACUCACAGCUCACUGAAUGGUAAUUCCCGGGCAUUGGCCACUGUGACAGCCAUCAUCGAUGGGACAGGGUCUGUUGGUGCAGCCAUUGGGCCAUUGCUGACAGGAUACAUCUCAUCAAGGAGCUGGAGUGCUGUGUUCACGAUGCUUAUGGCGGCAGCUCUCUUUGCGGGGCUCCUCUUGACACAACUUGUGUGCACUGAGCUAAGAGGAAAGGCUUCCUCCAAUGCGAGCAAGGAUGUCGCCGAUGCUCAAGCUACCUACUCAGAUGAAGUGUAAGACUGUAAGUACGACCUAGUUGCACCCGAGACACGAUACAUGGAUUAGAUUUUAGUAGCUUCAGCUCUGCUUGGCAAGAAGUUGCAUUUUAUUGCUUCCUGCACAUGCCUUGAUCGCCUCUGAUUUGAGGCUGAAAUGACCAAGGGGAUGUGAUUGCCAAGUGGUUGCUUAAUGCAACUCCAGGAGGAGGUGCAUGUAGUAGAUAGAUUAGUUUAGUUUCAGGUUCAGAGAAUACAGAGGUGAAAACACCUCACCAAAGUUUCUGAACCAAAAUAUAGGUUCAGGCCGGCUUGUACAUAUACUGGGUGAUAAGGUUUGCACCAUGUUGUUUGUAAUACUGCAAAUUUCAGCUUGUAUCAGAUUGAUUGUUGUAGUUUAGGGUAGACAAAGGGGAACCUCUCGUUCAAGGUCGCCCAAAGUCUGUAUCUGUUGGCCAUCUGGGCUUCUUUUGUAUAGUUCAGAAGAGUGAGAAAAUUUUGAGUUGAAAC
This is a messenger RNA of Oryza brachyantha (malo sina), 2242 nucleotides long. Its product is annotated as putative glycerol-3-phosphate transporter 1. Lineage: Eukaryota; Viridiplantae; Streptophyta; Magnoliopsida; Poales; Poaceae. The transcript has 3 exons. Gene Ontology annotation, biological process: phosphate ion homeostasis; transmembrane transport. The record is from RefSeq and is a predicted model, not a curated record. Gene Ontology annotation, cellular component: membrane. Gene Ontology annotation, molecular function: transmembrane transporter activity. Bases 255 to 1754 code for a protein of 499 amino acids.